AUGAAGUACGUGCCCCUUGGCGCCACCGGUCUCUACGUUUCGCAGCUGACCCUUGGCGCCAUGACGUUCGACGAGCCCGACGGUGCAUUCGGUUCUCGGAUUGGCGGCACCGGCCAGGAACUCGCGACCCGCAUGGUCGACCUAUCGAUUGAGGCGGGCAUCAACCUGUUCGACACGGCGAACAACUAUGGCCUCGGUCAGUCCGAAGUGAUGCUCGGCAAGGCGCUCGGAUCGCGUCGCAGCGAUGUGCUGAUCGCUACCAAGUUCACGACUCCCAUGGGUCAGGGACCGAACGCCGGCGGAAGCAGUCGGCUGGCGAUGAUCCGCGAAUGCGAGAACAGCCUGCAGCGGCUCGGCACCGACUGGAUCGACCUCUAUCAAGUGCAUAGCUUCGACGAGACAACGCCGCUCGAGGAGACGUUGCGCGGGCUCGACGAUCUCGUGCGCCAGGGCAAGGUUCGCUACGUCGGAGUGUCGAACUACGCGGCGUGGCAGCUGGCCAAGGCCGAUGGGAUCUGCGCACGGCUUGGGCUCGAACGCCUGUGUUCGGUGCAGGCCUACUACUCGCUGGUGGGUCGCGAUCUGGAGCGCGAGAUCGUGCCAGCUGCGAUCGAUCUGGGACUCGGCAUUCUCGUGUUCAGCCCGCUCGCGGCCGGCUUCAUGACUGGCAAGUACACCCGCGACGGUGAUGCCGAUGGUCGCCGGGCCGCAAUGAAGAUGCCGCCGGUCAAUGAAGAUCGCGGCUACGACAUCGUCGAUGUUGUGCGAGAGAUAGCAGACGCCAAGGAAGCGACGGUCGCGCAGGUCAGUCUGGCCUGGCUCCUACAUCAACGUGGCGUCGCCAGUGUCAUCGUGGGGGCCCGCACCGAGGAUCAACUCGUCGGCAACCUCGCUUCGGCCGACAUCGAACUCUCGGCCGACGAACUGACCCGUCUCGACGAGAUCAGCCGGCUCGCACCCGAAUACCCGGCGUGGAUCCCACCCGCCUUCCGACGCACGUAG
This is a messenger RNA of Nerophis lumbriciformis (worm pipefish), 1002 nucleotides long. The record is from RefSeq and is a predicted model, not a curated record. Lineage: Eukaryota; Metazoa; Chordata; Actinopteri; Syngnathiformes; Syngnathidae.